ACGCCGCUAUUUUCAAAUACAAAUCUGCGGAAGCACGCACUUGGCCUUCAUCUUGGGAACGCUUCGUAAAGGUAGGUUUCUCUGAAUUCAGGGAAUCGAAAACACAAUUGAGAAUGGGAUCCAAAACUGACGAAAUGAAGAUGUCAGAAUUUACCAAGAUAGAAAAGAUUGGGGAAGGCACAUAUGGUGUUGUGUACAAAGGCCGCAAUAACAGGAAUAACAAGCUGGUUGCAUUGAAGAAAAUUAGACUUGAGCUAGCUGAUGAAGGAAUUCCAAGCACAGCAGUGCGUGAAAUUUCAUUGUUAAAGGAACUGAAUGGACACCCCAAUGUUGUCAAUCUAGAAAAUGUUCUACAUGAAGAUUCUAAACUAUAUUUGGUGUUUGAAUUUCUACUGUGUGAUCUUAAGAAGCACCUGGACUCAACAAAAGGAUCGCUAGACCAUAUGUUAAUCAAGAGCUACCUUUACCAAAUCACAAAUGCCCUCUACUUUUGCCACAGUCGCCGAAUCUUGCAUCGUGAUCUGAAACCCCAGAACCUUUUGAUUGAUGAGCAUGGGCUCAUCAAGUUAGCUGAUUUUGGCCUUGGGAGGGGGUUUGGAAUCCCUGUAAGAGCUUACACUCAUGAGGUGGUAACUCUGUGGUAUCGUGCACCUGAGGUUCUCUUGGGAGGCCAGCGGUAUGCAUGUCCAAUUGACAUCUGGAGUGUAGGAUGUAUAUUUGCAGAGAUGGUUACAAAGAAACCAUUGUUUCAUGGUGAUUCAGAAAUUGAUCAACUUUUCCGUAUUUUCAGAAUCCUAGGUACACCAACAGAGCAGAACUGGCCUGGAGUAUUACAACUUCCUGAUUACAAACCAAACUUUCCUAAAUGGAGUGGAGAAGGACUAAGGAAAGUAGUACCACAGUUGGAUAAUAAUGGGCUUGAUCUUUUAGAGAAAAUGCUCAAAUAUGAUCCUGCUAAAAGAAUAUCAGCCAAAGCAGCUUUGGAUCAUCCUUACUUCAAUGACUUGGACUUGUCAACACUUCCUGCCACCAAAGAAAUGACAAUGAAUGGAAUGAUGUUUUAGAACAGAGCUCUACACUUUCUAUAAAUCACACUCUUAGUAUUCUUUUUUGCCUAGUGUAAAGAACUCAAAAUUUUCUCAGCGAAUUAAUCAGCCUUUUUGUUAUCUGUAGACAUAAGUGCUAAAACUGAUUAGAAAAUGACACAUGUUACAUUUCAUGUAUUUUUAAAAGGGAAUUGUUUCACUUUAUUACUGAUUAGUGUUAAUUUAAUGGCUCUAAGAGCCUGUGCUUCACAAUCUCAUUACAUGACAAAGUAACUUUCUAAAUACAAUCAGUCCUGGAGAGGUACUUAGUUCAAUGUACAUAAUUAUUAAAUCAACUUCUUUUGUUUUCCAUUCCUUGAACUUGAACCACAUUUCUCAAUGAUCAUGUUAAAUCUUUUCUAAUAGCCUUGAAAUGUGUUUUGUUUUAAAACACUCAAUAACAGCUGCUUUAUAAAUAUUUUUGUUGCUAUAAUUUGUAUAUACUGUAUUAACUUUGCAAAUUUUACAUUUAAUUAGAAGGAUUAAAGACAAAAUAUCCAUAUUAAGUUUAAGUAAGAGGCAAAUUAGAGGAACUCUAUCAGAUCUCUGAGUGCAACAAUGCAAUAACUCCCUCAGAUAAACACCAUGAGGAUGAGGGUAACUUGCAGCUUGAUACAUUUUCCUAUUCAGAGUUACAGAAAUUUUUCUUUUAGUUGUCUAGUGUAAAUAGUUGCCAUUUGCCUAAUAUCUUUAAAAAUAUCAAGAAUGUUACCUUCAAUUUUUACUUACCUCUCCUGUGCUAGCUUUGAUGUACUGUUUUUGUAUUGCAGUUCACUAUUACUGAAAGUGUACUUACUGAUACUUUUUUCCAACACUAU
Pocillopora verrucosa is the source of this 1903-nucleotide messenger RNA. RefSeq names its product cyclin-dependent kinase 1. Gene Ontology annotation, molecular function: ATP binding; cyclin-dependent protein serine/threonine kinase activity. NCBI's taxonomy places the organism in Eukaryota, Metazoa, Cnidaria, Anthozoa, Scleractinia, Pocilloporidae. Gene Ontology annotation, cellular component: nucleus. Gene Ontology annotation, biological process: mitotic G2 DNA damage checkpoint signaling; G2/M transition of mitotic cell cycle; protein phosphorylation. The record is from RefSeq and is a predicted model, not a curated record.